Varanus komodoensis (Komodo dragon) is the source of this 1536-nucleotide messenger RNA. RefSeq names its product vomeronasal type-2 receptor 26-like. Bases 1 to 1536 code for a protein of 511 amino acids. Gene Ontology annotation, biological process: G protein-coupled receptor signaling pathway. Gene Ontology annotation, cellular component: membrane. Gene Ontology annotation, molecular function: G protein-coupled receptor activity. The transcript has 5 exons. NCBI's taxonomy places the organism in Eukaryota, Metazoa, Chordata, Lepidosauria, Squamata, Varanidae. The record is from RefSeq and is a predicted model, not a curated record.
AUGCCUGGAAAAACCAGAAUGCUGCUGCUGCUGCUGCUGCUGCUCCCAAAGGCCUCCUGUGGGAUGCUGAAGGCCCGAUGCCCCUGGAGCUGGCACAGGGAUGAGGUUCACCCCCAGAAUUACUUCAGGCCUGGAGACUACAUCAUUGCGGCAGCCAUCUUUGCAAAACCUGUCAAGUUUCUUCCACACACGUUCAGGAAGCCUGCCUCUAAUGAACCCAGAAACUACUUCUCCUACAACACAAUCCAGGCUGUGGCCCAGGCCUUGGAUGUGGCUUUUUCCUCCAGAUUCCAGAAGAUGAGGGUUAAGGAUGGACACAGGUCGGAUGAGAGGAGCCUUCAGUCAUGGCAGCUGCACCCCUUCCUCAGAAGCUCCCAGUUUCACAAUCAUUCCAUGGAUGGAGUUCAUUUGGAUGAGAAGGGGGACCUGGCAGCUAACUUGGACAUUGUCAACUGGGUGAAGUUUCCCAACAGCUCUGUUGAAAGAGUGAAAACCCUGCCCAAGGCCAGGUGUGUGGAGAGCUGCUGCCCGGGAUUCUACAAAGUGGUUCAAGAAGGAAAGCUUGCUUGCUGCUAUGACUGCGCUCCCUGCCCAGAAGGGACCAUCUCCACUCUGGAAGAUGCUGACCAUUGCGCCAUGUGCCCAGAUGAUCAGCAUCCAAACAAGAACCAAACUCAAUGUACCCCCAAGGGGAUCACCUUCCUGUUCUAUGAAGGAGCUCUUGGGAUCUCCCUUGCUUCCGUGGCCGUCAUACUCUCCCUAUUCACUGGACUUGUGUUAGGAAUCUUCAUUAAAUUCCGAGACACCCCAGUGGUCAAAGCCAACAACCGUGACCUCUCCUACAUUCUUCUGGUCACCCUCCUGCUUUCCUUCUCCUCCUCCUUCCUCUUCAUUGGCCAGCCCAGCAAGGUCACCUGCCUCCUGCGACAAACAGCCUUCAGCAUCAUAUUCUCAGUUGCUGUCUCUUCUCUCCUAGCCAAAACAAUCACAGUGGGCUUGGCCUUCUUGGUCAUCAAGCCAGGCAACAGGGCCAGAAAGUGGUUGGGGAAGCCUUUGGCCAACUUCAUUGUCAUUGUCUAUUCCAGCAUCCAGGUUGUCAUCUGCUGCAUCUGGCUGGGCACCUCUCCUCCCUUUCCUGACUCGGACAUGUACUCCCAGCCUGGACACAUCAUCCUGCAGUGCAAUGAAGGCUCUGUGUCCAUUUUCUACACUGCCCUUGGCUACAUGGGCUUCUUGGCUGCUGUCUGCUUCAUGGUGGCUUUCUUGGCCAGGAAGCUGCCAGGAGCCUUCAACGAGGCCAAACUGAUCACCUUCAGCAUGUUGGUCUUCUGCAGUGUCUGGGUGUCCUUUGUGCCCUCCUACCUGAGCACCAAAGGGAAGUACAUGGUGGCCGUGCAGGUCUUCUCCAUCUUGGCCUCCAGUGCUGGCUUACUGGGCUGCAUCUUUCUUCCCAAGUGCUACAUCAUUGUCUUGAGGCCUGCUUUGAAUAAGAAGGAACAUCUCAUUAGGAAAACAAAAGAUGGCAUCUUGAGAUAG